Messenger RNA from Penicillium vulpinum, 615 nucleotides. RefSeq names its product nascent polypeptide-associated complex subunit alpha. Gene Ontology annotation, biological process: protein targeting to membrane. The record is from RefSeq and is a predicted model, not a curated record. Gene Ontology annotation, cellular component: nascent polypeptide-associated complex; cytoplasm. The transcript is spliced from 3 exons. Lineage: Eukaryota; Fungi; Ascomycota; Eurotiomycetes; Eurotiales; Aspergillaceae. The coding region runs from base 1 to 615 and encodes 204 amino acids.
AUGGCUGAUCCCCGCGUUGAAGAAAUCCACGAUGAUGAGGUCGCUAAGACCGUUGAGGACAGCUCCUCUGAGUCUGGCUCCGAGGCUGGCGAUGAGCCCAACAUUCCCGCCGGUGCCUCCGUCGCUGUCCACUCCCGUGGUGAGAAGAAGGCCCGCAAGGCCAUUGGCAAGCUCGGCCUGAAGCUCGUCCCUGGCAUCACCCGUGUCACUCUCCGCCGCCCCAAGAACAUCCUCUUCGUUGUCAACCAGCCCGAGGUUUACCGUUCCCCCAACAGCAACUGCUGGAUCAUCUUCGGUGAGGCCAAGAUUGAGGACCUGAACUCCCAGGCCCAGGCUUCCGCCGCCCAGCAGCUCGCUGCCUCCGAGGCCGCUGGCGACCACGCCGGUCACGACCACGACCACGAGGAGGUUCUCGGCAAGGCCAAGGCCCCCGAGACCGAGGAUAAGAAUGAGGAUGAGGAGGAUGAUGGUGAGGAGGUUGAUGAGUCCAACCUUGAGUCCAAGGAUAUCGAGCUCGUCAUGGCACAAGCAAACGUCUCCCGCAAGAAGGCCGUCAAGGCUCUUCGGGAGAACGACAACGAUAUUGUUAACUCCAUCAUGGCUCUCAGCAUAUAA